This is a messenger RNA of Saccharomyces cerevisiae S288C, 1161 nucleotides long. It is a transcript of the gene KAE1, whose product is annotated as tRNA N6-adenosine threonylcarbamoyltransferase. Gene Ontology annotation, cellular component: nucleus; EKC/KEOPS complex; cytoplasm. The transcript has a single exon. Gene Ontology annotation, molecular function: tRNA N(6)-L-threonylcarbamoyladenine synthase activity; acyltransferase activity, transferring groups other than amino-acyl groups. Gene Ontology annotation, biological process: tRNA threonylcarbamoyladenosine modification; tRNA modification. The coding region runs from base 1 to 1161 and encodes 386 amino acids. The record is from RefSeq and is marked reviewed. Lineage: Eukaryota; Fungi; Ascomycota; Saccharomycetes; Saccharomycetales; Saccharomycetaceae.
AUGGUCAACUUGAACACUAUCCCACCCAAAAAUGGCAGGGACUACUACAUUGCGCUUGGACUUGAAGGUUCUGCAAAUAAACUGGGCGUUGGUAUAGUUAAGCAUCCGCUUCUGCCUAAACAUGCCAACAGCGAUCUAUCUUAUGAUUGCGAAGCUGAGAUGCUUUCUAAUAUUAGAGACACAUAUGUCACACCUCCUGGGGAGGGAUUUUUGCCUCGAGACACGGCAAGGCAUCACAGAAAUUGGUGCAUAAGACUCAUAAAACAAGCACUGGCCGAAGCUGACAUCAAAAGCCCGACACUAGACAUUGAUGUAAUUUGCUUUACCAAAGGUCCCGGCAUGGGGGCCCCUCUGCAUUCAGUUGUCAUCGCCGCCAGAACGUGCUCCUUACUGUGGGACGUGCCACUGGUGGGAGUAAACCACUGCAUUGGUCACAUCGAAAUGGGGAGAGAAAUCACUAAAGCUCAAAAUCCUGUGGUACUGUAUGUAAGUGGUGGAAAUACACAAGUUAUUGCAUACUCGGAAAAAAGGUACCGUAUCUUUGGUGAAACGCUUGAUAUUGCUAUCGGUAAUUGUCUUGAUAGAUUUGCAAGAACUCUGAAGAUACCUAAUGAGCCCUCGCCUGGCUACAACAUCGAGCAGUUAGCUAAAAAAGCCCCUCACAAAGAAAACUUGGUAGAACUUCCCUAUACAGUAAAGGGGAUGGAUCUUUCGAUGAGUGGUAUAUUGGCUUCCAUCGAUUUACUUGCCAAGGAUCUAUUUAAGGGCAAUAAGAAAAAUAAGAUCCUAUUCGACAAGACAACGGGCGAGCAAAAAGUCACUGUAGAGGAUCUUUGCUACUCUCUGCAAGAGAACCUAUUCGCCAUGCUAGUUGAAAUAACAGAAAGAGCUAUGGCUCACGUUAACUCCAAUCAAGUUUUGAUCGUAGGCGGUGUUGGUUGUAACGUGCGAUUACAAGAAAUGAUGGCGCAAAUGUGUAAAGACAGGGCCAAUGGGCAAGUACAUGCUACAGAUAAUAGGUUUUGUAUCGAUAACGGAGUUAUGAUUGCCCAAGCAGGACUACUAGAGUAUAGAAUGGGUGGGAUCGUGAAGGACUUUUCUGAAACUGUUGUUACGCAGAAAUUCAGAACCGAUGAAGUAUACGCAGCCUGGCGUGAUUAA